CGGUGACGAGAGGCGAGUAAACGGUUGAUUUUAAAACGAUCCCGCGUGCCGUUAAGUUUCGACCAAGAUGAGCAACGACCCAGCGAAAGGCUCGCAACAGAUUCAACCCGAUGACCUGCAGUUUUUGACACAACCUACGUGCAUACGUUAUUAACGCGUGGUCCGUGGAGGCUGUGUCGCAUGAAUAUGAAUUGCCGGCACGCUAAUGCAACGCCGUGAGGAACGUAUGUCCUUGUCGUGAUUAGAUAAUUUAUGGGAAGUCUGUGUCCCGUCACGUGGCUGCUUGCUACUGGCACACUAAAAAGCCUGGGCCACUGGUGAUCUCUGUUUUUGUUGCACAUCACUGACGUGGCCUGAAAUUCUGAACAGAGGGUUGUUCUACACGGGCACCAGCUUGUGAAGAAGCAAAGGGAGUUCAGACAAAAGACCCGGCUCGACUACAAGAGGGUUCUCGUAUAAAAACCUCGACGAAGGGGUUGAAUUGAAAUCGAGCGCGUUUAGUUAGAUCUUCAAUAUCGUAGUACACAUUUUUCGGGGUCGUGAAACGCGCUGGUGCAAAGGAAAAAUGUGUUCUUCGUCGACAAUGAGGGCGUGUACGAGUUCAAAGGACUAUGAAACAUAAAACGCGUAAGCUAAAAUUGACACGUAUACGAUAAUUUUAUCAGGAAUAUUCAGAAAGGAAUACGAGAUUUUAUGCAACGCGGCACACGCGACGGUGAUAAAGGACGGGGGUUGAAGAGGUGCUAAUUUUAAAAGUUUCCCUUUGGCCACGAGAACGCGACGAUCCGAUAAUGACACGGACAAUUUAACCGCGAACGUUGAAACGAACGAAAACAGGUGCUCGUUCACGGAUCAUUAACCCUGUUCGUUUCUAUCUGGACGAAAUUAUCUUGAGAGGUGGUUGUUUCUUGCGGGACUAAUUGUUUGCGGGCGAUUCGUCUAAAUCGUAUCUCGAGCGAAGUUCGUGUGCUUUUUCUACAGUUUGAAGUAUCCUUAAUUGCGAAUAAUUGAUCGUACGAAAAUGAGUUAAAGGGUAGGUUGAAAAUUAACGUUGAAUCGUGACAGAUUAUCGCCGCCGAGGGGUGGUUGUGUGUUCGUCCGGGAAAAGAACGAGGAAAAUUAAAGACACGGCGGAACGGUGCACAAAAGAAAAAAGAGACAGUAGAGUGAAACGCCGGUGAAGAUGAUAUUAAGGCAAAGAACUGAUUGAAAUGAGGGAAAUGGCGAUUGUUGGGGCUGUUAGUGAAAUGAGUGCCGCGCGUUUGAGUGUGUGGUUCGGCGCUGUUCUCUUCGUGGCUGUGACACUCGUCCGCUCUCAAGUCAUAUGGACACCGAUCUACGUUGGCACAUACAGUCAAGUGGAUCUUUGGACACAAACGACCGAGGGUUGCUCCUGCAGUUUUAAUUCGUCCAGCAACGAAUGCGCUUGUUGCGUCCCGUCAGGAGGAUGCAGUUGCGGCGCUGCAUCGCCGGACAGAUGCGCUCAGUGCGGCUUAGAGCAACAUUGCGCCAACAUGUGUAAUAUAACUUUGGACAGCAGACAGUUGUUCAGCAAAUCGGGUCGUGGUUUCGGACAAAUAAAGUCGCCGUCCCUUGAAGGACCAUCGAGAUGUACCUACAGAUUCGUACCUGACACUGGCCAACGAGUCGAGCUACAGAUAUACCGAUUAAUCUCCAUUGGACGUCACAAUGGCACAGCGUGCGAGGGUGGUUGGCUUCAGCUCGAAGGCGGUGCUCGAGUCUGCGGUCGCAACGAACGUUUUGAUCGACCGGUCGUGAUGUUCUCCGACAAACCGAUCCCGAUUCUCCACAUGCAGAUAAACGAAAACACCAGGAGGUCUCAGUUUCUGGCGUAUUUCAGUUUCUCCUCCAAAGCAAGCUUAUCCGUUGGCUGGCCUGUAAAAGGUGGAGAUCCUGUAAAUAACACUGAAUGUGACUGGGUUUACGAGGACACUGAUUGUCACGACGGAUGCGUAUUAGCCAGUCCCGGAUAUCCUGGCCAAUAUCCUUCGAACAUCCGUUGUAGGUACUUAAUUACUUCCGGCCCGCGAAUGUCCAUCGCGAUUAACUUCACCAACGUGUUUCUCCCUUACAAUCACUGCACCAGCAACUAUAUCGCCGUGUAUUCAGGACCAACAACAUCGAGUCCUCUUUUAAAGAUGCUCUGCAGCAAAGAGAAAACUUCGUUGACUUACAAUGGACAGAAUCUGCUGGUCGAGUUCAGAUCCGGUCCUGAACUACCCCCCUUCUCUUACAAUGGUUUCGUCGCAAGUUUGAAUUUCAUAGAAAUCACGACUGAGGCACCGACAACGGUAACCACAGAAAAUGUUAAUAAAAGUGUGGACACGACCAAGUCGAUCAGCAGUGUUGGCUACAACGUACGAUAUAGUAACCGGGAUCUUCACGAUCAUCGCAAGGACCAGGGGUCGACGUCGAGCAGUUGCGACUUCGAGGUCAGCGGUGAGAAAGUACGUGCUGGUCAUCAUGACACGAGAGGAAAGCUGAAAUCUACCACGUGUCGACUAGUGCUACGUGGGCGUGCUUAUGACACUGGACACGUUUCACUAACCAGCUACAAUCUUAGCGCUCAAACGUGCCAAUCAUCGAUAGAAAUAUUCGACGGCCUCCCAGAUGGAGGGAUGCUCGGCACCGUGAAAUCUCUCGAGAGAAUUUGCAGCCCUGCGCAGAGUCUUCCACGGGAAUUCGUCCAACAAGAUACGUACGUUGAGCCGAAAAGGUACUCGUCUAAUGGCCGAGAUAUGACGGUCGUUCUGAGACGAGCUUCAAAUAGCCCCACCGACGAGGAAUAUAUGGACGUCUCUUAUUACUUCCACGACGAACGAGAGGGUGGCACUCAACAACCGGCCAGCGUGUGCGACGUCGAAUAUUACGGAUUGACGUCACCGGUGAAGGGUUCCGUAGUGCAUCCGGAACCUCACCGAUUAUUCGCGAUGGAGGGGCCUAUAAAAUGCAGGCAGCAUUUCAUUCCAGCGGCUAAUCAGUCGGUCAUCAUUCGCGUGGAGAGCAGCUCGAAACAGAGCCCGAACAAUCCUUGCGAAACCAAGUGUGGAGACAGUGGCUGUCACUGCGUCAGCAACAAGUCCCUGGAGAACAUGGACCACCUUUUGCUCGUCUCUGAAACCGGCCACAUCGUCACCUGUCUCUGCGGAAAUUAUCAGGAUUGGCUUCCUGUUGGAAUUCGUAGCUGGACACCGGUGUACAUCGAAUGGUCGAGGUCCUCGAAGGCAGGCCUCAAUUUCCGUGCAGCUUACGAGUUUAUCAAGGACACUUACUGCGGCGACCAUACAACGACCAAACCGGAAGGAGAGGUCAAUGGUGGUGACCUGGCCAGUAGUGGUUUAAAGCUCAAUCAGUAUUAUCAGCAAAAGUGCACGUGGAUCCUGGACUCGUUGACGGAUCGACAACUCACCAUUGAAGUGAAAUCCACUCAAAGCCGUCCUUGCACUGCCUGGAAUCUGACGAUACACGAGUACAGUAAGAACGGCGAUCCAGCGGGACCGAGAUUGCACACAUUCUGCUCGAGGGACACGCACAAAAAUUUCACUCUGCCUUGGAAAACGAACACCGUGGUGGUUAGAUUGCAAGCUUUAGGAAGAACUGCGCCAGAAUAUACAAUGAAAUGGAGGAGCCAAUCAGUUAUCGCGAACACUCACAAGAGUGGACCAUCGCCAGCUCCGAACCACGUGCUCGAUUCCUCGACCGGAAGUGGUCCAGGAGAGACAAGAAUCCUAAUUCUCUUCACGAUACUCCUCGCUUACGCCGGUUGUUGAGUAUACGAGCUCAACAUACCGUGUCCAUACACGUUCCUGUUGAAUAAAAAACAAACUAUAAAAAUGAGCCUAAGUUUUUCGUUAUGUGUGUAUAUACAUCUGUCAUUUAAUUAUCAAUGAUGCUCGUAUUUCAAUGAUAUUAUUUGAAUUUUCUUUAAAACCAAAAGAUGAGAUUCAUAUUAUCAUAAAAUGUAAUCAUUCUAAAAAUUAUGAAGUCUCUUUACUGUAGUGUUUUUAUCAUUAAUUAAGAAUCAUUAUUGAAAAAUAAUUUAAAAAUACUGUGAUUUGUUAAUAAUAGUUCGUUACUGCAAAAUUAAACACGAGCAUCAUGUGUUGAUCGAUAAAUGAAAGAAUUCCAAAACGAUUUAAUCGAAUUUUCUAAAAUAUUUUUCCGAAAUUCGAAAUUUUAGUGCAAUAAACACGGUGACAAUUGACACCUCUACAGGAACGUAAUCGAAAAAUAAUUAAUGGUACGAAAUCGAAUUUUGGAAUUCAGCAAUCUAGUCGAAUUAUAUAUAACUAUAUAUAUAAAGGAAAUAAGAGAUAUACAGAUCAGAGAAAAGAGAAAUAUAUAUAUAUAUAUUAUACAUAUAUAUAUUGAAAAUCACUUGGUGUAUACCACUCGUUUUACCUGUAAGAGUCUAAUAGAUCAUGUAAAUAUUAUACAUACAUAUAUACAUAAAUUUAUAUGCAGAAUGGAACGUCUGCAAAGAAGCAAAUUGAACAAAAUUCCUCUUGAUCAUUAAAAAUAUAAAUCCCUUUAAUAGCUUUAAAAUUUCUUUAAAUAAAUUUACUUUAAACCGUUCUAAUUAGUUUUCUAUCAAAUUUUAGUAGAUGUCCUAUAACUUUUGAGCAGGGAUGCUGAAAUUAUACUAAAAUUUGCUUCUUUAUGACGUUCCUUUCUGCAGAUAGAAAUAUACAUAUAACAAAUGUAUUAAUUGAAAGGAGAAAAAACAACAGAAAAAACGCGAUGCACGGAUUUGAAGUAGCGAAAAACCACGCGUCACCUCUCUCACGCAAAAAUGCCAAAGUAAACGUGUAAGAAAUUCUAUAUUAUAGAACCUUGUACAUACGUGGUAGCACAGGUAGAAUUUGUACAGAGUAUCACUACGUUAAGAUAUUGAUAUUAUUGUAAAUUACGCGAUAAUCGAAUAUAACGUGGCGCGAUUCGAGACAGAUUGUAUUUUAACGAACGAGCUUCGUGUGCCCAAGGCACAUCUCGAUUAUUUGUUAACGCGUUUUUUCGGAAGUUCAUCGAAGUCCAUUUUUUUUCUUAUUUAUAUCCAUAUCUCAUCAUUUAUUUUCUCAAAUUGCUUCGGUGGUAUUAAAGAUUUUCUAUUGAUAUAUUAAUAUUUGCAUUAUUAUUAAAAUUUCUAUUAUUUAAAUCUAUUUAAUUCGUUUAGCUAAUGUCAUAUAACUAUAAUUAAAAUUGACACCCUAACUGUUAUACAUGAAUUUAUAAAUUCAAUUAUCUUCUAUGAUAAUCGAUCGACUUCCGGGAACGCGAUUGAUUGUUAGAGUAAGCUGGAAAUAAAUGCUAGAAUGUGAAUGUUUAUUAUACGUAUCGGAUUAAAAAGGAAUAUUAAACUAAUGACAAACAAGAGCAUGAUUGAAUUAAAAAGAAAGAUCAUCAAGCGGUGUGACAAGUUUCCAUCAAUUUUCAGUAAGUUUUAUAAAACAUUCUUUGUGCAAUAUUAAUUAAGAACAAAAUGCUAUAUACCAAAGCCAUAGUUUUAAACGUAUGAAGAAGUUUUAGUUUUUUUUUUAAGAAUAAAAUAAUAUAUCAGAUUUAGUAAUAUAAUAUGAAAAUAAAGAGAUACUUAAAAAGGAGAUUAAAACUUUUACAUACCUCUAAUAUUUAUGUUGUUAAUUAUUUUACAUUCUGAUUUUAUCUGACAAUACGGAAUUUUGCAAGAGGACUUAUGUGUUAAUGGCUAUCAAAAUACGUCAUUAACACUAAUUUAAUUAUUAAUAUCAUUAUAUAUUUAAAAAAAAAAAAUACUUUUAACCACCGAUAUGUUGUUCAAUCUUUUUUGAAUAAUAGAUAUUAAAUAUUGAUUACAGAACAAAAUUAAUUAGAUGUCGAAUAUUUUUUCUUUUAAACAGAAAAUCGAUAAUGAUCGAACGAUUGAUAUAAAGAAUCGAAGUCUAACUGUUGACGCUAAAAUAAAGAUAUUAAGAUUUGUAUAAUAAAAUGAACAAGUUCGAAAAGUGAUGUUCAGGAGUCUCUUUUCUGCAACCUCGUCGAAACAGAGAUGAAAGUCACAGUGUAAUUAAUCGACAGUGUACUAAAAAGGAGAUGACAUAUUCUACAAAAAAUAAUGAACAAUUAAAGAGACGCACAUCCUUUAAUAAAUGUAACUAAUGUCGGCCAUGCAACAGAGACAUGUGAUUUCAGUGACUUGUGUUUUAAAUCGGUGAGCGAUAUUUCUUGAGAAAAAUUGCGCUGGUCAUUUUAAAUAUAUACCAGAUGGAUCAAUAAUUAUUAGUACUUCAAUUUAAUUAUAAAAAAUUCUGAAAAAUUGUUAAAUAAAGAUUGAUAAUGGUAUCUAUUUUUGUAAGAAAUCAGUUCAAUAAACCGGAAAUCUUGGAGUAAAGUCUCUAUUUAUUAUUUAUUGGUGAACUCAAAUUUAAAGAAAACAGAAAAAUGAAGUGCAGAUGGAACUGUUCGUACAACAAAUAAUUUUGAAAAUAAUUAGAGUACUGAUAAUUAGUGAUCCAAUAACUAUAUUGUAUAAGAUUAUAUAAAAAUCGUUUUCGAAUGGAGAACAAAAAUAAUAUAAUUACAACUCAAUGAAGGUACACGAUUAUUUAGAAAAACAUAAAUCUAUCACAUUCUCACAACGAUUGUAAUGCGAUUUGUUUCUUAAACAAAUGUACCGAUUUUGCACAAGACACGUCUACCUUACGAUGAAAAGAUACAUGUUACAUGUAUGUACAGUAUCAAUCAUAGUGUCCGUUCGUCUAGUGAAAAAGCACUGACCAUGGAGUCCAAG
Osmia bicornis bicornis is the source of this 6787-nucleotide messenger RNA. RefSeq lists its product as uncharacterized. Bases 1212 to 3791 code for a protein of 859 amino acids. Lineage: Eukaryota; Metazoa; Arthropoda; Insecta; Hymenoptera; Megachilidae. The record is from RefSeq and is a predicted model, not a curated record. The transcript has 18 exons. Gene Ontology annotation, cellular component: plasma membrane.